Molecule: messenger RNA, 560 nt
Organism: Sycon ciliatum
Lineage: Eukaryota; Metazoa; Porifera; Calcarea; Leucosolenida; Sycettidae
Exons: 6
Coding region: 120-560 (146 amino acids)
Source: RefSeq, a predicted model, not a curated record
CGAGAAGACCAGACGUAUCCCUUCGUGACAAGCUGCCACUUGUUCUUUUCAGCUCGAGCCUUUUUUGGGAGCUACUCUGGUACAUCGUCCACACUGCUGCCAAGUCUCGACUUCCCAAAAUGGAUGGAAGUGACGAAUAUGGAGGACGCUAUCCUAGAACCCGUGGACAGAAGAGGAAGAGCGACGACUUGGGUGCGGCUGCGAAGUCUGCCUGCCCAACGCCAAUUGCUCCUCACCCAAAAACGCACCCCAUUGACGAAGAUCAUCCUUGUAUAGACGAUGAUAAAUACUCUCAUCUGACAAGAACACGUCAUCAGAAGUCACUGCCUGCUGCGAAUAACAGCGCAUCGUGUAUGACAAUCUCUUCACCAACAAGUGCUACCCCCUCUUGUCCAUCGUCACAUGAAGAACAUGGACAGCCGCAAGCUGGAAAUGAUUUCUCAACAGCAGAGAAGAACGAUACUAUCACGUUCACACCCUUGACACAGACUUGCGUCAUAGUGACAUUUGCGAAUAGCUGCCCCUGCACAUCUGGAUUCGGAAUAGCCUUACUAUCUUGA